Molecule: messenger RNA, 936 nt
Organism: Aureobasidium melanogenum CBS 110374
Lineage: Eukaryota; Fungi; Ascomycota; Dothideomycetes; Dothideales; Saccotheciaceae
Product: Methylthioadenosine phosphorylase
Exons: 3
Coding region: 1-936 (311 amino acids)
Biological process (GO): nucleoside metabolic process
Cellular component (GO): cytosol
Molecular function (GO): S-methyl-5-thioadenosine phosphorylase activity
Source: RefSeq, a predicted model, not a curated record
AUGGCAAACGUCGCAAGCACAUACUCUGAUCCCAUCCACAUUGCCGUCAUUGGCGGUACUGGUCUGCAAUCGCUGCCAGGCUUCACCCUCGCUGCCAGCUUGAACGUCGACACACCAUGGGGCACCCCUUCAUCACCCAUCAGCGUGCUGCACCACAAGUCUCCUUCGACCGGCAAAGACAUUCCCAUCGCUUUCCUGUCUCGUCACGGUCUGCACCAUGAGAUUGCUCCUCAUGAGGUCCCCGCUCGUGCCAACAUCGCCGCUCUUCGCUCGCUCGGUGUCCGUACCAUCAUCGCCUUCUCGGCUGUUGGCAGUUUGCAAGAGGAGAUCAAGCCCCGCGACUUUGUCGUGCCCGACCAGGUCAUUGACCGUACCAAGGGUAUCCGUCCCUUCACCUUCUUCGAGGAGGGUAUGGUCGGCCAUGUCGGCUUUGCCGACCCCUUCGACGAGAAGCUCGGUGCUGUUGUGAGAAAGCUUGGUCACAGCCUCGAGGGUGAAAACGUGCACCUUCACGACAAGGGCACCAUUAUCUGCAUGGAGGGCCCUCAAUUCUCCACUCGCGCAGAGUCAAACAUGUACCGCUCCUGGGGCGGCAGCGUCAUCAACAUGUCCGUCCUCCCCGAGGCCAAGCUGGCAAAGGAGGCCGAGAUUGCCUACCAGAUGAUUUGCAUGAGCACCGACUACGACUGCUGGCACAGCUCAGAGGACGUGACCGUCGAGAUGGUUAUGGGCAACAUGAAGGCCAACUCGGAGAACGCACGCCGCUUUGUUGGUGGUGUGCUCGAUGAGCUGAGCAAGGAGGAGCACACUGAUUUGAUCCUCGCCAAGCACCUCGAGGGUCAGACCAAGUUCGCUGGUGGUAUUACUGCACCUGCUGGUCGCAAGGAGGCAGCCAAGAAGAAGUUGACUUGGUUGUUCCCCGGUUACUUUGAGUAG